Molecule: messenger RNA, 231 nt
Organism: Sphenostylis stenocarpa
Lineage: Eukaryota; Viridiplantae; Streptophyta; Magnoliopsida; Fabales; Fabaceae
Source: the annotation of a GenBank genome assembly
AUGAAAGAGUUAAGAGAGGGUGAUGGUAUUUAUAGCGUCGUUGAAGUACGUGUGGGGUCCACAAAACGUGGACAGCUGUGUGGUGAGGGACGCGUCUGGCGUGAAAUGAAUGGCGGUGAGUUGGUGAGAAAGAUGGUUGGCUACGACUGUUUGCUUUUUGCGCGUUUUGGUUCGCCGAAAUCGUUGCUUCUUCUUACUUUUGAAGCUUUCACGUUGAACCAGUUAUCGUGA